Mycena indigotica is the source of this 2562-nucleotide messenger RNA. Its product is annotated as DUF2012 domain-containing protein. NCBI's taxonomy places the organism in Eukaryota, Fungi, Basidiomycota, Agaricomycetes, Agaricales, Mycenaceae. The record is from RefSeq and is a predicted model, not a curated record. Bases 1 to 2562 code for a protein of 853 amino acids. The transcript is spliced from 3 exons.
AUGGCCUCCAAGCGGUCUCCAAUCACCCCCAAACCGUCACUUCUGCCAACUCCAAGGCGCCCCUCAUUUACCACUCCCGGUCCUUUAUCUCCAACCGUUGCCACCAAUGGUCCAUCCGGAUUCCGUGCAUUGCGGUCUCUUCUGCCAUUUGGACCCACCAAACAACCAAGUUCGGUCUCACCGUCAUCUCCGAAUUCAACUCCCAACACAAAUGGGACUUCCCGUUUCGCUUCUUUUUCUGUCGUCAGAAAGUCCAUGCAAAGGGAGCCGAGUUUCUCAGCGUCGCACUCAGCAACCGAUCUACCAGUAAUGGUAAUCGACCAGAGUGCUGGAGAGGAAAUACCCCUACGCAAAUCAGUUUCGUUACACGAAAAGCCGCUCCCCUCUCACCCACCGGACGUCAGAGAGAUACGCAGAGUUUCUCCUGAGCCCAACAGAGCAACAACCAGGGACGAACCUCCGGUCGUUUCCCAAACCUACCGGACACCAUCUCCCAAUCCUGAGCUAUCCACCAUAAUUGAAGCUGACACAUCUGGAAUAUCUAAACACUUACCUUCCGCUUCCCCAUCUCCUUCCCCCUCACCUCCUUCACUCCCACAACACUCGAUAUCGACUGACGACACAUCUGCAUUAGACUUGUCAACUUCUCAGCUCGAAGCGCAAGUCAAGGAUGCGAUUCUAGCUCAGGCAACGCAGUCUGCUGCUGCUCAAAAGUGGUUCAAUAUUUCCCAUGAAUCGAGCCCAGAAGCCGCAGACGCGAGUUUUAAUCUUGGGGCCCUCGAUCCCGAGUUGGCUGCUCUCCUCAGCCCUAACCGAAUAGUCAGCUCGAGAAUAAAACCGUCUAUGGAUCUUAGCGAUUCGCCUCCCCCUGGUCUGAUGCCCCAACACCAAUCCUCCAGACCACGGUUACGCCCUAUCCAGCGUCCAACCCCCCCACCUUCCGAUAGACGUUCACCAUCAGUGUCGCCGUCAACAACUCAUUCCACCGCCGUCCGAAAGCCGCCACCCUCGCCUCUUUCCCUCUCCCACCCUCCUUCGCCCGUUGGCCCUGCCCCACCCUCACCAUUGACCGAUCCUUCGCCACAUAAUUCAUCGACCCCCGCUGUUCGUCGAACUCAGCAUGGCUUGACAACCUCGACUCCCCAGACCUCACUCAGACGACCAUUGCUUGGAAGGAUGCCGCAGCAAGACAGUUGGGAGGGAUCUUCAACCUCUCGUACUCUCACAACGCGUCCCAGUCUUGACUCUUAUCGUCCCUCCACUUCAACUACCUCUCUUUCCCGAGGUUCAUUGGAUAUUCCGCGACAGAGACCUUCUCUCGACACAAUGCGUCGUGGUGGGGACUCUGAAACUUCCCAUGCUUGGAAUGCCAGAUUCCAAAGACAGAGGAAACGCAGUAUGAGUGUUGAUGAACAGACCUCACCUUCUACUAGUACAAGUCGCAAUGCUUCCCCACAACGACAAUUGUCGCGUCCUGGUAGCAGCCUUGCCAACCGUGCUGAAUGGCUAGGACCACGAACUGCUAAAGCUUUCCGGGCAGCUGGGUUGCUUGGCCCACCAGGCGACAAUGAAUCUGGCGAAGCUCAAUCGCCUUCUGAAGCUAGUCGAAGUGGUCGAUUUCGAUUUGGGUCUGUUCGUGCACCAUCUCGUUCUGAGCGUAUGACCUCUCCUGCAUUUGGGAGUACACGGAGGCGGGGAAGUGGGAGUGGGAGUUACUUUGGAAGCGCUGGCAGUCAGCUUGGAGAGAGCCCAACACUUACUUUGUCCAGUCGAGAUACCCCUCGUUCCGCAUCAACAGCACCCACAUCAGUCUCUGGUGCAUCGUGGGAACGUGAUCGGGACGAAAUCCGGGAACUUAAGGACAAGCAUGCCAUAGAGACUGGUGCCUUGCUCAGUGCUUUGUCGGAUUCGCAACGGACAACAAAAGUAUUGCGGGAGGAGAAUAACGAACUGCGUCAACGGCUGGCCAAACUGGAAACCGAUACUGAGCGUAUUACUCAGAUGGAGCGCGAGAAUGUGGCCCUGCGGGAAUUCGUCUCUGAGUUGAGGGAAGAAGCGGGCCAACUAAAGCUUCAACUGCGACUUGCUGCCCCCGUGUCAGUUCCUGUUGCGUCUACCUCCAAAUAUGUCCCAACGCAACCAUUCAGGUUGGCGGAGGACGAUUCGUUCCAGUCUUCCGCUGCCACUCGAAAUACCACUACAACCAGCAACAGUAAAGCAAAACGACGUCUGAGCUCGUCAUCGUCCAACUUUGCUGCGCCACCAUCCAACAUGUCUCUGUUGCUCAACGAAGAUGGGGGCAACUCUAGUGAUUUUGAUGAACGCUCAGGGACUUUAGCUAUGGCAUCGCCUACGAUGGUGUUCGGUCGGGUCAUGACAGUUGAUUCUUCUCCUACUCCUGGUCAUCGAGCCAACAGAUCGGUGACAAGCAUGGCUACAACUGAGCAGAACACCUCCAUCGGAAGUCCACGUAGUUUGUUGCUACGGCCGUACGAUGAACAUCACUUGGAGGACCUAGAGCAUGAUAGCCUAGACCUUGAACAUGAAGACUGGGAAGAUUAG